UUUCACUCCGCAACACGGCUAGGCUCGGUGACGUCCUGGGAAGCUUCAGACGCGACUCACCUAUCUACACAGAGACUCCACGCGUCGAUAUCUCACCACUACCACUUGCGACAGAGAAGCAACCAUCGGAAGGCGUUUCCGAUCCUUCAUGCGCAUUGCGACCCGUCUCCACCCAGCCUCGAGGUGAAAGAGCAGCCAUCUGCCAAUAUAGAAGAGAAGGAGCAACACCACAACCAUGUCAGGGCCCCCGCAAGGGCCCGGGCCUGUAAGGCAAAUGAGUGUAGGAAAUGGACCACCCAGCGCAGGUUUACCACCACACAACGCCAUGCCUCCACAAGGCGGUCCUCCGCCGCCAGGUGCCUCAGGGCCGCAGUCCCAGCAGAACUUGAACCAGAUUGUCUUGGAGUACCUCUCAAAAAAAGGCUAUGUUCGCACCGAGGCGAUGCUCCGCAAGGAGUCUGAACCGCAGACCAACGGCCAGCCGCUCACGGCGCAGAGUACCGAAGCAGGCGGCGCGAAAUAUACAAAAGCAUUCGAGCUUCUACGCAAAUACACCGAAGAUAACCUGGACCUGUAUAGACCAGAGUUGCGAAAGCUGCUGUGGCCCGUCUUUGUGUACUCAUUUCUGGACCUGGUGCGCGACUUUUACACGAAAGACGCGGAAACAUUUUUUGCGACGUACCAGGGCCUCUUUGAGCGCGACCACGACGAAGACAUCAAGACACUUCGCCAAGUGCGAUUACAAGCACAUCUGCAGGAGAGUCGAAUAGCGAAGCUGUACAUCGACAACAAAUACCGGAUCACGCUAACGACGAUGCCAUUCUUCAACCUCAUUCAAUUUCUCGAAUCCAAGCAUUUUGACGGUGGUGCGACAAUAAUAGACGUGAUCCGGGAACACCUGAACAUCGUCACUGUCGACCGGACGGCCACCGCCGAGAAAAGCAUUGCAGCAAUUCUUGCGAGUGGACAUGGCGAAGACGAGCUCCCAGCGGAGGAUGAAGGUAUUCCAGGACACGCCCCAGGUCAUCCUCUUACUGCGCGCCACGAUCCCGAAGCGGAAGCUGCCCGAAUCAGGCUACAAUUAGGAGCAUACCCACAGGAGGCAGAUCUGCAGGAAGACGUCCGAGCAGCUCUACAAGACGAGGACGCUAAAAAUGCGCCAAGACCAGGACAACCAAGUCUGGUAGAGGAGUUUGAGCAACGCAUAAAACAGGAACCAACAGAAGACGGGCCUUCGCGCGAGUUUGUUCCUUUGCCUCCCUCUCUAGCGCGCGACGUCUCUAUGGAGGUUCAGAAGAUCAUCGAGCACCGAGAUCGCUACAAGAUGGAAGGCAGAACAGGCGGUGUUGGUCCCGCUGUCAGCGUGACCAUGUACACCUUUCAUAACACGUAUGACAGUAUCAACUGUAUCGACUUCUCUGGUGACAACCAGCUCGUCGCAGCCGGCAUGAACGAGUCCUACAUCCGCGUCUGGUCCAUGGACGGCAGUCCUCUCACCUCUCCGAACGACAACCCAGACGCUCAGCCAUCGUCUUCCAGGCGGCUUGUUGGCCACUCAGGCCCUGUUACUGCGGUGGCCUUCUCACCCUCCACAGCAAAUCCGUAUCCUUCUGGCCCGCCCACAAACUCAGAAUGCCUCCUUUCAUGUUCGGAAGACAAGACCGUCAGGCUAUGGUCAUUAGAUACAUACACCUGUCUUGUAGCGUAUCGCGGACACGACAAUCCUGUCUGGGACCUGCAAUGGGGACCGUAUGGACACUAUUUCCUCACUGGUUCGAACGAUCGUACUGCGCGUCUGUGGUCAACAGAUCACAUUGAACCUCUACGCAUCUAUGUUGGCCACGACAACGACGUUGACUGCGUUGCUUUCCAUCCCAACAAUCUCUACGUAUUUACCGGCUCUUGCGACCGCACGGUGCGCAUGUGGCACAUCGCCGGUGGUAAUUGCCUGCGCCUCUUUACUGGUCAUACAGGCAAUGUAACUGCUAUAGCCUGUUCUCCUGACGGCAGAACCCUAGCAUCCGCUGACGAUGCUGGCAACAUUAUCCUCUGGACUCUUGAAACUGGGCGAAGACGCAAGCGCAUGCGCGGACAUGGCAAAGGCGGGAUCUGGUCGCUUUCUUGGAGUGUGGAGUCGAGCGUUCUUGUCUCAGCCGGUGCGGAUAAGACAGUUCGUGUUUGGGAUGUACUGCAAGAGACUAGCGAUAAGGCUGCUGACGGUGUGGCUGCGAAGGCAGAUGGCGCCAUGACGACCAAGGGCGCAAGUGGCACCACAGUCACGGGGAAGAAGGCCAACAAGGAGGCAGGUGUGUCGGCGGACCAGAUCAGCGUCUUUCCGACUAAAGACAGUCCUGUGUAUAAGGUACAGUUCACCCGGAUGAAUUUGGUCCUUGCCGGUGGUGCGUAUCUACCGACACGUCAAUAGAGCUUAGCAUCAAGCUAGGCCUUGAGGUGUUCAUAUACGGAUGGGUGCAUUCGGGCGUUUUUUUUAGGAGGUAAAAGCAUCAAGAUGACUAGCUAUAGUAUACCCGCAUGUAGAAUCUCAUUCUUUCAAUCUCAU
This is a messenger RNA of Alternaria alternata, 2560 nucleotides long. RefSeq names its product WD40 repeat-like protein. Gene Ontology annotation, biological process: transcription initiation at RNA polymerase II promoter. Lineage: Eukaryota; Fungi; Ascomycota; Dothideomycetes; Pleosporales; Pleosporaceae. Gene Ontology annotation, molecular function: protein binding; RNA polymerase II general transcription initiation factor activity. The record is from RefSeq and is a predicted model, not a curated record. The transcript has 3 exons. Gene Ontology annotation, cellular component: transcription factor TFIID complex. The coding region runs from base 236 to 2425 and encodes 729 amino acids.